AUGGCUGCUGCAACCGCACCAGCGACCGCACAACUGGCUGCAUUAGCGCCGACAGCAGCUGCCACGGAACCGGCCGGUUUCUGCCUUUUCGCUUACAACUUAGGGCCGGAUACCGAGGAUAGUCUACUUUGGCAACUGUUUGGACCGUUUGGAGCAGUGCUCAGCGUAAAAGUCAUCCGAGAUUUUGCGACAACGAAGUGUAAGGGAUACGCUUUUGUGACAAUGAUGAACUACGCGGACGCCUGCAAUGCCAUCGCAGCGCUGAACGGCACUCAAAUUGCCGGACGAUCUCUACAGGUGACAUUCAAAGCUGCUUCGGCGGCAAGUUCCUUGAUUUGA
Messenger RNA from Cooperia oncophora, 339 nucleotides. The record is from the annotation of a GenBank genome assembly. Lineage: Eukaryota; Metazoa; Nematoda; Chromadorea; Rhabditida; Trichostrongylidae.